AUGUUAUCUCCAAGGAACACCGUCUCUUCCACGCGCCGGCAACUCUUCCUCAAGUUCGUCAUCCCCGCGAAGCCAACUUUUGGCUCACUCGCCACUGCCCCAGCUUCUCCCACCGACCCGUUUUCCGGGCACCACCAGUUCAUCACUAGUUCCGACGACCGGAGACAAACGCAGGCCCGCCUUCCGGCGAACUACGAUCGGACGGCUGGAAUCGCAUCUCAACCGCGCGAGUUCGGGCUUCCCCAAAAGUAUGAGCUUUUAAUUGAAAAAUGCCGGCUUUCUUGUUCUGAUUUCGACUCCAAACAGGUCCACUCAGACAUAAUCAAGAACGGCAUCGGUAAUGAUCUUUUUGCCGGAAACACGCUCAUCAGUUCCUACUUCAGGACGGGGAAUAUUUCCGCCGCUCGUAAGGUGUUCAAUGAAAUGCCUUACAAGAAUCCCGUCACGUGGUCCUGUUUGAUCUCUGGGUACACUCAGAACGAAAUACUUCACGAUGCAUUGGCUGCAUUUAGUGAAAUGUUCUCCUCAGGGGUUUUCCCGACCCAUUACGCGCUCGGGAGUGCUUUAAGAUCCUGUCAGAAAAUGGGAAGCGGCGGCUUGAGACACGGGAUUCAAAUUCACGGUUUGAUCUCAAAAACCCAUCAUUCUUUCGAUGUGGUCAUCUGCAAUGUCCUUAUCUCGAUGUACUCGAACUGCAUUGUGGGCCCCGCCGGCUCGAUUCUCGCUCGUCGUCUUUUCGACACGAUAGCCGAUAAAAAUCCUGUUUCGUAUAAUUCUAUCAUCUCGGUUUACUCUCAGCGAGGGGACGUGCGUCCCACGUUCGACCUUUUUUCCGAAAUGCGGGAGAGUUUUUCGGGGUCUGAUUUCGGGCCUAACGAGUAUACGUACGGCAGCUUAAUAACCGCUGCAAGUGAAUCAGUCGAUGCCGAUGAUGGUUGCUUUUUGCUCAAGCAGCUGCUGGCAAAAAUCGAGAUGUCGGGACUUAUGGAGGAUUUGUAUGUCGGUAGUGCUCUCGUGAGUGGCUUCGGAAAGCUCGGUGAGAUCGAUAUUGCGAAAGGCAUAUUUCAGAAAAUGGGCACGAGAAAUGUGGUGUCUUUAAAUGGUUUGAUGGUUGGAUUAGUGAAAUUUAAGCGUGCUCGUGAAGCGGUUGAGAUUUUCUUGGAAGCAAAGGGAUUGGUUAAAGUUAAACUCAAUUCCGAUAGUUAUGUACUUCUCUUGAGUGCCUUUGGCGAGUUUUCGUGUUUGGAAGAAGGGAAAAGGAAAGGGAAAGAGGUGCAUGGAUACGUGACACGAACAGGGAUAAACGAUUCGAGUGUUUCGGUCGGGAACAGUUUGAUUAAUAUGUACGCCAAAUGUCGUUCUAUUAAAGAUGCACGUUCUGUCUUUAUCUCGAUGCUCGAUAAAGAUUCGGUCACGUGGAGUUCUAUAAUCUCGGGGCUCGACCAAAACGAGCGUUUCGAAGACGCGCUGUCGUGUUUUGUUGAAAUGAAAAAAUUCGAGCUAAUUCCUUCGAAUUUCACGCUGAUAAGCACUUUGAGUUCAUGCGCAAGUCUCGGCUGGAUUUGGAUGGGAGAGCAAAUUCAUUGCGAAGCAAUUAAGUUAGGACUUGAUUUAGAUGUCUCGGUAAGUAAUACACUUCUUACACUAUAUGCUGAUACCAAAUGCAUCACGAAAUGCAGGAAAUUGUUUUCUUUAAUGCCCGAUCACGAUAGCGUCUCGUGGAAUUCGAUUUUGCGGGCUUUUAAGGACAACGAGACUUCAAUAAUCGAGGCCUCAAAAUAUUUCUUACGCAUGAUGCGAUCUGGAUGGAGCCCAAACAACGUGACUUUUACAAACAUUCUUUCUGCAGCUGCAUCUCUCUGUAAUCUUGAACUUACUCGUCAAAUUCACUGCUUAGCUUUGAAACACCAAUUUACGGAAGAUAACAUAGUGAAAAACUCUCUGCUCACCUGCUAUGGAAAGUGUGGACAAAUAAACGAGUGCGAGAUUCUCUUCUCGAGAAUGGUUGAUAAAGAUGAGGUCGCUUGGAAUUCGAUGAUUUCGGGAUAUUUACACGACGAGAGGUUGGUGGAGGCCAUGGAUUUAGUAAAGCUCAUGCUGCAAAAUGGCCAAAGGUUGGAUCUUUUCACUUUCGCCACUGUUUUGAGCGCUUGUGCUUCUGUGGCGACACUCGAGCACGGCAUGGAAAUUCACGCCUGCGCGGCUAAGGCCCGUUUGGCAUCCGAUGUUGUUAUCGGGAGUGCACUUGUUGACAUGUACGCGAAAUGCGGGAGAAUAGAAUACGCGUCUCGAUUUUUCGAGCGAAUGCCUGUUAAAAACGUUUAUUCGUGGAACUCGAUGAUAUCGGGCUACGCGCGGCAUGGAGAUGGGGAGAAAGCACUCGAAAUAUUCGCGCGAAUGAAAAUCGAAAACCAACAAAAACCGGAUCACGUGACUUUUGUUGGGGUCUUGUCGGCUUGUAGCCACAUGGGAUUGGUUCGUGAAGGUUACGAGCAUUUCGAGUCUAUGACCGAAAUUUAUAGCCUUACUCCGAAAAUCGAACAUUUUUCGUGCAUGGUCGAUUUACUUGGGCGGGCGGGCGAAUUUAAUAAAUUAGAGGAGUUUAUAAAUAAUAUGCCGAUCGAUCCUAAUGUUCUGAUAUGGCGAACUGUUUUGAGUGCGUGCGGCCGUUCGAGCGGCCGAACGCUUGAUUUGGGCAAAAGGGCUGCUAAGAUGAUAAUCGAUUUAGAGCCACAUAACGCGGUUAACUAUGUGCUUGUAGCUAAUAUGUACGCUUCAGGGGCAAAAUGGGAAUAUGUGGCGGAAGCGAGACGUGCGAUGAAAACGGCGAAAGUUCGAAAAGAAGCCGGGUGCAGUUGGGUUUCUAUGAGAGAUGGGAUUCACGUUUUUGUUUCGGGUGAUAAGUUGCACGCUAAUGUGGGUAAAAUAUACGAGAAGCUCGGUGAAUUGUACGGUAAAAUGAAGGCUAAGGGGUAUACGCCUGAGGUGAAAUAUGCUCUGUAUGAUGUUGAGAUGGAGAAUAAGGAAGAAGUACUGAGUUACCACAGUGAAAAACUUGCGGUUGCUUUUGUGCUCACGCGCGAAUGUGAAUCGAAACUGCCGAUUAGGAUUAUGAAAAACCUUCGGGUUUGUGGGGACUGUCACUUGGCGUUCAAGUAUAUAUCGGAAAUUGUAGGCAGGCGUAUCGUGCUGCGUGACUCCAACAGGCCACAUACGCGGAAAACCGACGAGGCCUGGCAAUAUUACACCCAAUGCCCCCACCUCCCGAGCGCCGCCUGCCUCAGCCGCCUGGUCUCCCAGCUCUCCUACCUCAACACGGCGGAGGGCCUCACCCGUGCUCAGUCCAUCAUCCAACGCCUCCGCCUCGAGCGGCAGCUCCACCGUCUCGACGCCAACUCGCUCGGCCUCCUGGCGGUGGCCGCCGCCAAGGGCGGCCACACCCUCUACGCCGCCUCCAUAGUCAAAUCCAUGCUCAAGUCCGGCUACCUUCCCCAUGUCAAGGCGUGGAGUGCCGUGGUUAGCCGGCUCUCCUCCUCCGGCGACGACGGCCCAACUGAAGCCCUUAAACUCUUUCAUUCCGUCACGAAAAGGGUCCGCAGGCUUCAAGAUUCCGAGCUCGAUGAAAAUUCGAGACCCGAUACAGGUGCUUACAACGCUGUCCUCAAUGCCUGUGCUAAUUUGGGCGAUGUCAAGACAUUCCACCAACUGUUCGAUGAAAUGCCCCAGUUCAAAUGCGAGCCGAAUAUCUUAACGUAUAACAUCAUGAUCAAAUUCUUCGCUCGGGUCGAGAGGAAGGACCUGCUCGUUUACGUUCUCGAGAGAAUAAUCCAAAAGGAGAUACCGAUUUGCUUGACGACUUUGCAUUCUCUUGUCGCGGCUUAUGUCGGUUUUGGCGAUUUGGAGACUGCCGAAAAGCUCGUUCAGGCAAUGAGAGAAAAAAGAUUAGACCUUUGCAGGAUUUUGAGGGAUUCUUGUUCAAAUGAUUCGUACUCUGAUAACUCUGAUGAUGACGAUGAUGAUGAUGAUGAUGACGACGAGGAAGAGGAGGAGGAUGAAGUAAUAAGGCACGAAAAUGACUUAUUCGUAAAACUACUACCAAAUUACUCGAUCGAUCAUGAUUAUGACCCGCCGCCCGAUUUACCUAACCCGAUAACACCCGACACUAGAAUCUACACGACUUUAAUGAAAGGCUAUAUGAAAGUUGGUCGAGUGGCCGAUACGGUUAGAAUGCUCGAGGCAAUGAGUCACCAAGAAGACACUCUUUCCCAUCCGGACCACGUGACUUACACAACCGUAAUAUCCGCAUUCGUAAAAUCCGGUUCGAUGGAAAAAGCUCGGCAAGUGCUCAAAGAAAUGGCCCGAAUCCAAAUCCCGGCGAACCUCGUGACUUACAACAUUCUCCUCAAAGGGUAUUGUCAUCAACAUCAGAUCGACAAAGCCGAGAGUCUAAUUCAUGAGAUGGUUGAGUCGAAAAUCGAGCCUGACGUGAUUUCUUACAACACGUUGAUCGACGGAUGUAUACUGGUGGACGAUUUUUCGGGGGCAUUUACGUACUUCAACGAGAUGCGAAAGCGCGGGAUCGCGCCCUCGAAAGUGAGCUACACGACUUUGAUGAAAGCCUUCGCCACGUCCGGCCAGCCGAGGCUGGCCGGACGUGUCUUCGACGAGAUGUUGCGGGACCCGCGCGUGAAAGUCGACUUAGUCGCGUGGAAUGUGUUGGUCGAGGGUUAUUGUAAGCUCGGUUUGGUGGACGAGGCGAAAGGGGUUAUUCAAAAAAUGAAGGAAAACGGGUUUUUUCCGAACGUGGCAACUUACGGUAGUCUAGCGAACGGGAUAGCUAUAGCGAGAAAACCGGGUGAGGCUCUUUUGCUAUGGAAAGAGGUGAAAGAGAGAUGUGGACCCGAGAAUGAAAAGAUUCCGGCUUUGAAACCGGACGAGGGGCUUUUGGAUGCUUUGGCGGAUAUUUGCGUGAGGGCGGCUUUUUUUAGGAAGGCUUUGGAGAUUGUGGCGUGUAUGGAGGAAAACGGUAUAUCGCCGAAUAAGACUAAGUAUAAGAGGAUUUAUGUGGAGAUGCAUUCGAGGAUGUUUACGAGUAAGCACGCUUCGCAGGCAAGGAAAGAUAGGAGGAAGGAGAGGAAAAGGGCGGCCGAGGCUUUUAAGUUCUGGUUAGGGCUGCCGAACGAGUAUUAUGAGAGCGAGUGGCGACUCGACCAGGCACGAAGAUGA
Messenger RNA from Striga asiatica, 5226 nucleotides. Lineage: Eukaryota; Viridiplantae; Streptophyta; Magnoliopsida; Lamiales; Orobanchaceae. The record is from the annotation of a GenBank genome assembly.